GCUUUUCCAUUUCUCCAGCGUCCACGAUACUGACGCCGCCACGCCAUCGGCAUGGGCGGAGCCGCACGAGUUCUACCACGUCCUAUUGCCCACCACCACUUCCACCAGUCUGCCUCUCUUCCCUAUCUCCACGCUGCCGCACCUGUCGCCGCCUCCUCCGCUCUCUUUGCCCCACGCCCCACUCCGAGCCCGAGCGUCCGCGUCUCCCGCCCGCGCCGCCACGCCGCGAUGUCCGCCGCCGCAGCCGACUCCUCCUCCUCUUCCUCCAUCGGAAUACCGCGUGAUGCGGCGGUUAGCUCGCUCUCGCCCGAGAGCGUCAGCAACAACGAUCUGCUCAUCGUUGGGCCGGGCGUGCUCGGCCGGAUCGUCGCCGAGAUGUGGAAACAGGAAUAUCCAGGUUGCAAGGUUUGUGGCCAGACUGCAACCACAGAUCAUCACAGUGAAUUAACUGACAUUGGUAUCAUUCCCUCCUUGAAGAGGUCCGUAGCGGGUCCCAAAUUUCCAAAUGUUAUUUUCUGUGCUCCACCAUAUCGUUCUGAGGAUUAUGCUGGAGAUCUGAGAAUAGCAGCUUCGAAUUGGAAUGGAGAAGGUUCUUUCCUAUUCACCUCGAGUACUGCUGUGUAUGACUGCAGUGACAAUGGAUUCUGCGGUGAGGAUUCUCCUUGUGUAUCGAUUGGUCAGAGCCCUCGUACUGAUGUGCUUCUAAAAGCUGAAAAUGUUGUCCUUGAGGCAGGGGGCUGUGUUCUUAGGCUAGCAGGACUUUACAAAUCAGAUCGAGGUCCUCAUGUCUAUUGGUUGUCAAAAGGAACCUUGGAUGUGCGUCCUGAUCAUAUACUCAAUCUGAUACAUUAUGAAGAUGCAGCCUCUCUUGCAAUUGCCAUCAUGAAAAAGAGAUUACGGAGCCGCAUCUUUGUGGGCUGUGACAAUGAGCCUCUGUCCAGGCUAGAGAUUAUGGACCGUGUCAACAGAAGCGGGAAAUUUGAGACACAGUUUCAGGGCUUCACUGGGACUGAUGGUCCGCUGGGGAAGAGGAUGGAGAACUCCAAAACUCGGGCAGAGCUCGGAUGGCAGCCCAAGUAUCCGAGCUUUACAGAGUUCCUUGGUCUCAGCAAUCUCUAACUUUCAUGCGUUGUCGCUAAAUACUUGUGAUUAAAGAUGAAUAUACUGGUACAUGAAAGAAACAAUGACAAAUUUGAAGUGGAAUGUUGGUUCCUCAUACUACAGGGUUUGGCUAUCUUUUGUUUUAUUCUGUUAGAUCAUGUAAAGCAUUGCAUCAUGGGGUGGCAUGUACCUAACAGCCUUCAAUUCUCUUUUGUUAACUCAUGAGAGCAUUGUACGAGCAUCUCCAACAGUUAUGCAAUUGAAAUUUGCCAUUUGUUGGAGUUUGCCAAAUCCCUAAACAUUUUGCCAAAGGAAAAAUAAGUUUAUCUCCAA
Sorghum bicolor (sorghum) is the source of this 1434-nucleotide messenger RNA. RefSeq lists its product as uncharacterized. The record is from RefSeq and is a predicted model, not a curated record. The transcript has 9 exons. Bases 52 to 1119 code for a protein of 355 amino acids. NCBI's taxonomy places the organism in Eukaryota, Viridiplantae, Streptophyta, Magnoliopsida, Poales, Poaceae.